GUGAUGUUCUGGUGCUGGUGGCGGUAGUAUAAGCAGCACUCGAAAAAAAUAUCGCCAGAGAAAAUGUCAGCCGAUUCGCACCAUCGCGGCAGCCGACCCGCAACCUCCGGGGCCGCAUCAGGAACGAUUAUGCUCGGUGGCGGCAGUGGCGACAGUGGUGGUGGUAGUGGUAGUAGCAGUAGCGGCGUGGUCCGAUGCAUUCCGACCAUCGUUCCGCCCCAGGCCGUGAGCGAUCGGUCCAUCAUCGACAGUGUGGCUGGCUUCAUUAGCGAUGUGACGUUGCAGGCCCAAACCCCACCGGGGGACAUCAAGGAUCACAUCAUUUGGGUCCGGUUCGAGAGUACCGCGGACAUCAGCGAUCCGUCUCUUGGUGACGACUGGGAGCUGGAGGGUGGUAUCGCCCCGCCGCUGCUCCUUAUACUGGGUUACGUGACCGGUGUACAGGUUUGGGUCGUAGCGGCGAACGGUGAAGCGAUCGAGGUUCUUUCCUGGCGUCACGGUUCAGUCAAGUGUCUGCGUGUACUGCCAACGCCUGCGGCGGAGCUGGCGGACGGUGGCGGGCCGGCUGCGACUCAAAUGCUAGAUCCUCACGCCCACAAGCGACCGCUGAUGGCGCUGUGCGAAAGUGGUGGCGCCGGUGCUGCCGUUCCACCUUAUUCGUCGCUCAAUUUCGUCUCGCUCAAAGACGGCGAAACGGUGCGGAGCAUAAAGUUCAAGAGCCCCAUCGUGGACGUGCUGGCGAACCGGGCCUCCAUUGUGGUGACGUUUGCCGAGCGGAUCGCCGUGUUUGACGCGCGCACGCUCGAAGACCGGCUUACGGUGACCACUUGCCACCCGAGUCCAGGCCUCAAUCCAAAUCCGGUGGCCCUGGGGCCACGGUGGAUCGCCUAUGCCGAGCGGCGCCUCAUUCCUUCGAAACGUUCGAGCGGGGGCUGCGAGGGUGACGGCGUCACGAGCUACACGGCGACGGUGCUGAAUGCGGCUAAGAGCCUUGGCAAAGGUCUGCGCGAACUGGGGGAGCAGGUGGCCGCCGGUCUAACGGGUAGCCAUCUUGGGUCGAGCCUUGGAACUGGUAGUGCUGGAGGAUCAGGCGGUAUUGGUGGAGGUGGAGGUGGAGGUGCUGCAGUUGGAUCUGGAUCUGGCGGAGGGUUAUCUGCAGGUUUAGGUGGUGGCGGCAGUGGCGGGACAAUGGGCAGUGGUGGCGCAGGACAUGGGUUUACUGCCGACGGAGGCGUGGCCGGUGGUAGCGUCGGGAGCGGUAGUAUCAGUAUUGAUGCGACCCAGCAGGCCGGGGUGGUGACCGUGCUGGACAUCAAGCACCCAAUCCGGGAUGUGAGCCCGACCACGGGUACACCGAUCGCGUGCAACGGUAAUGAUCCAAUCGUGGCCCAUUUUGUCGCCCACUCGGAAGCGCUCGUCGCACUGACGUUUGAUGCGCCCGGUAUGCUGCUGUUGACGGCCGACCGCCGAGGGCACGACUUUCACGUGUUCCGUUUACAGCCGCACCCCAGCGGUUCCUCGCUCGCUGCCGUCCACCAUCUGUACAUUUUGCAUCGAGGCGACACAACGGCCAAGGUACAGGACGUGUCGUUCUCGCUUGACUCACGAUGGGUUGCAGUGUCAACGCUGCGCGGCACAACCCACGUCUUCCCCGUGACACCGUACGGAGGCCCAGCCGGUGUGCGGACGCAUGGUUCGCCGCACGUUGUGAACCGGCUGUCACGCUUUCAUCGUUCGGCCGGUCUAUCGAUCGAUGCGCGGUCGAGUAGCCCCAUUUCGCACGCUGGCGGUGUUGGUGGAGGCAGUGUCAGCAUAGGAGGCGGAUGCGGUGAGGGUGGGAUGGGUACGCAUCAUCUACUGACUGCGACAGCGUAUGCUAAUCCACGGACUCCGCCGUUUCCCAACCCGACCAUCGUUCAGCCGUUGGCGCAGCUUCGCCAGCCCGCCAGUCUCACCGCCCACCCCCACCACGGAGGACACUUGGUUGUUGGUGGUACGAGCAAGGGCGGUGGGAACGGGCACGGGCACACCGGACGGCAGCGGAACUCGUCUUCAUCGUCGGCCGACGAUCCGGCCGUGAAACCAUUGCGCGUUUGCGCGACGUUCGCCAAAGGGCGUUCAUGGCUGCUCGAUGCUCCUGGGGCGACCAUGCGCGACACACCUGCCCACCGAAUUCAACGCAAAUCUCUCGAUUCCCUCUUCAUUUUGGCCGCGCACGGAGCGCUCAUUCAGUAUGAUCUGGAUCCAAAGCACGUUUCAGGAACGCCGAGGGAGAAGAUUUGCGAUGAUACUCCGAUCGAGCUGGAGGUUGAAGCGAAGGCACAAUGGUGCCUGCAGCGUCAGGGGAUGGCAUAUUCGAACGAAAUUCAACCACCACUACCGGUCGACAACUGGCUUAUCAAGGAUCGGCUUCUCGAUGGCGGCACCACCGGUGGUGCGAGUGGUGGUGAAAGUUGCGGCAGCUCGUCGCUCGAAUACCCGGCCUACGAUCGAAUAUACCAUUCGGGCAAUGAUCCAAAACAGCAGCAGCACGAAAGCGCCGGUAGCGUUCAGAUGACCACGGACCAUGUCGAUGAUCGUUGGCUGUCGCAAGUGGAAAUCAUCACGCACGCCGGACCACACCGCCGACUUUGGAUGGGGCCACAGUUUAUGUUCAAAACGUACAAUACACCGAGCGGCUCACCAUUAUCGUCGAUUGAUACAGAUGCGGUGGAAGUUUCCUUGGCCAUGGGUAGCGCCGGUGCCGGACCAGGCGUUGCCGCAUGCGGUACUAUCUACAGUCGCCCCGCUCGCUCCAAUCCAAUGAACAUGCCUUUGGCAGGAGGUACGAGCUACGAGCAGAGCCCACGCAUAAUGAACAUGAACGAGUUUCGGCACCACGAAAACCUGGACACGGAGUUUUCCUCGCUCGGCCCUAUAGAAUCGCAGUUACGCGAGGAUCUGGCAGAUGCGAUGCGCGAAUCGCCCCUCACUACUAGCCGUGACGUCACAGGGCGAUCAUUCGCAAUCCGACAGCAUCAGAAAUUAAAGCCAACGUGUGUCCAUCAACAGCAAUAUCACCAUCAACAUCUGCAGCAGCAACACCAGCAGCAGAUGAGUUCAUCUAGUAAUCACUCAUUGGCGUCCACACACACCACCACAACGGGCCUCUCGUCGGUAUCGUCGUGCUCGUCCACCUCCAUCUACUCGUCAACACACUCGCUCAGCUCGAUCUGUGACCAGCAGAUUCAAAUACAGCAUCAAUACCAGCUGCAACAGCAACAACAGCAGCAACAUUGCUCCACUAACAAACUUUGUGGUGGAGCGAGCGGUGGUGGCCCAUGUAGAGCUGUUCCAGCAGUAGUUACGGAUAUUGCAACGGGUUACUUCGAAGACAAAUUGCGGCAACACCAGGGAGGUAGUGGAAAUCAGCAAAAAGGUGCAGUAGCACUUCCUCAUCACUGUCGGCAGCAGCAGCAGCAGGAGCCGGUGCGAACGGUGUCGUCAGCGGCUAGCUGCCGCAACAUGAUCAUCGCCAAGGUGGUUAACCCACUCGGAACGGUAACGACGGUUAGCACGAUAACGGCGGCGGCGUCCACGGGCGGUGCGACUGGUCCAGAGAGCAUCGAGUCGGACGAGCUCAUGCAGGAAUGCGAUGAGGCGUACCUGUACGAGAACUGCGACGAAUCACUAUUCCGCCCCGUGGUGACGGUGCACGCAACAGGUGCAGCGGUGCAUGUGGUCGAAUCACGAACGUCGGUUAGCCGCCCGCGGGGAUCCUCGUUGGACCGCACUGCCAGAGCGGAUGAUUAUGGGGGAUUUGACGGUGACUAUGACAAGCGCUCCAUCAGCCAAUCAACCUCGCUAAUUGGUCGGGAUCUGAUCGUGCCGGUGAUUGAGGAGGAGCACCUUUCGCACACUUCACAUGUCACCAACAACACUGCUGUCAUAGGGGACAAGCAGCCACCGCCCCGAGCAAAGCGGACAGUGGCGAAAGCUCCUAAAGCUCCGGAGUGCCCUGUUGAUGGUUCCGAUGAAACGGGCACCGCGAAGGUAACGAUCGACGGCAAGCGUGGCACAGCUGUUGCAUGCGCGCUUGGAGAGUUCGUCAAUGUCGAGUUUCCGGCAGAGCCAGGGGAACCGCUGUCCAAGACUGACAAGAGCGACGUGAAGGAGCCGCCGCCGCCGCCGAAAGGGCCAAACACCAAGGGCAAGUCUGCCAAACGGACAUCUGUGCCGACGUUCGGUGAGGAUGAAAAAUCGCUCACCACCACUACCGGUGGAGCCAUCUUUGAACGAAAGGGCAAAAGAGAAGGUAUAAGCGGCGGUGGUCCUAAGCAUGGAGAAGAGAAGCGUCGAUCGGUAACCGCCUGCACUGGUAGUAGGAAAACGGCUCAUCCUGUGGCGAUGGUUCCAAACGAAAAGAGGUGCCGUGACCAGCGGUUAUUCGGGCUGCUUCCUGUCGAGCAGGACGAGGCAGUGGCUGGACUCACCUGUGCUAUUGCCCUGCCACCAUUGGAAGCACUAAAAAUCGACGAUAAGGAACUGUUCGGAGAAGAUAAUGACGGUGAGCUGGCCGCGUGCCAGCCAAAAUGCAGACGGUCGUGGGCGGGAGUGCGAAAUCGACAGCAACCGAAGCCAUCACCUCCGCCGUCAGCUUUAUCGUUGCGGGAAGCGCCGUCCGCAAACUUGGCGACGGCGGAAAGUGAAGAGUUUCACGACUUUUCAACCAAAUACGAGAUGAUGGACUUUGCACCGGCACUGCUGCCACUCCGUACCACCGACACUGCUGCGCUAUCGCCUUCAGCUGAGCAAGAAGCAGAGACAAGAGAGAGUACUUUGAUCAGUUUCGAAAGCCCGCUACAGGAGCGCGAUAUCCUCUCGCUGGACGAGCGGGAGCAGCUACAGGUAACGGACAAGCGGAUUCAGGUGGCCGAUCAGAUGCAGAAUAUACUCCACGGUGGUAACAUUCUGUUGGCGAUGUGCUCCAGCCUGCACAAAGCGUCAUCGGCUUCAGAACAACCGUUUGACCGUCGACAAAGCGCUGCGACAAAAGAAGUAUUAACCGAAGGACAAGACUCGGACUACAAAAGCCUCGAGCUCGAGACAGAUGUUAUGUUGUCGUCGGAAGUUAUUGGAAGAGGCGCCCUAUUAGGACACGAACCCAAUGGUGGUAGUGGUUGUAUCAACCGAGUUGUUGCCGAUCGACCUGCUGCGACCGGCACCGAUGAUGAGGACAUAGCGGAGGAAGAUGAGCAAGAGGAAGCAGAGAAGGACGACUACGAGGACGAUGACGUUACCAUCAACUCGAGCAAUGAGCCGGAAGAGGAAGCUGUGGAAGCUACGACUACGAUUACUGCCAGUGGUGGUGGUGGAAUCACAAACAAGCGGCUCCGAAAGCGCGGAGGAGCACGCGCGGCUGUCAUUCCAGCGUUUAUUCACGAUCACAUUGGCGAGGAUGGUGAGAAGGAAGAUGAGGAUGGAGAAGAGGGCGCUGAUGACGACGAGGAAGAGGAAGACGAGGAGCUACAACCACUGAUCUCCAGCAACAAAACAUUUUCCUCGUCGCUUUCCGCCACGACCUGUGCGACCACGAACAACGUUUUCUCUCCUCAAUCGGUAGCCGGUUCCACAGCCCUAAGCAGUUGCAACGCCAGUGCACAACCGGACGUAGUCAAUGAUCGGUCGGACCCUGUCGCACUAUACGUGCUCCCAACCGUUGAAGGAUCAGUGGCAUCGAAAAUUAAGAUAACCACCACAGUGACAACGGCAUCUGGUGGCGGCAACCAACAGCAGCUGGCCGCACGACAGUCGUCGUCAGCAACGUGCGGCGGUGCAACUUGUAGCGGGACCGGAAAUGGGAACGGGAAAUCUAAAAAAUCUAAAAAAAAACGCAAAUAAUCAACGCUAGCGAAGCGAAUGGUGCUAGCCGUAGCGUCAUUGCUGCUGAUACUGUUUUAUAUCGUUGACCCAUUGCUAUGGGCUUUCUCUCUUGCGCGACGCCUUCUUAUGUGUUAGGAUUACGAUGCGUAUGAUGUAACGUUUUUGGUAUUGGGUUGUUUUUUUGGAUUUGUUUAAUAUGUCCCGCUACACACAUAUAUACGGAGCAACCAACUUGCUGCCCCACGCACUUCUGUCGUCUCAUUUAUUCUCCUUUCUGCACUCGGGCGCCGGUUCUCGACUAUUUGAUUAGCGAAACCGAGCUUUGGUCGUAAGCGAACGUUCACAAUAGAGAAUGCUUGUAAUCGUCAAUUGCAUCGGUAGUGGGAAAUGUGUUUCUCCUUCACCACUCUCUCGCUUGAUGCUUGCUGCUGCGUUGAUACUUGCCGGUAGUUGUCUUACCUGUCAUUACUAAGUUGGUAUCGUGCUGUUUGCGAGUACGUGUGCAGUGUCAUACUAUACGUUUUAAACGUCGCAGGUCCUUUUUGUGUAAGAGUUAUACAUUAUUUCAGUUUUCCAUGGAUGCAUUGACAGUAAAACACCAUGGCGGAAAUUAAUGAUUCGUGUAAUGAAAGCGUCAACAAAUAGUAGAAAAAACUAAACGGAAGCAGAUGCGAAAAUAAAGUUACUCACGCCGACUACUUAAGCAUUGAUAUCUGUUUUCCAUAGCAGUAUAUAUACCACUACGACCACUCGAUCAGAAUAAUUACAUCGAUUUUGUGGUUCUUGAUAUGUUCUACUCAGAAUAUAUGUUUUUGGUGUGUGUGUCUGGUUCUCAAGGGGGUAGGAAUAUGGUCUUGGAUGUAAUUGUUUCAUAUAUAAAGAGACAUUUAUUACAUUGGAUAAUGUGCGCGGGGAUCUGUUGUCACUAAACCAGGAAGCAGUAGAACCUCUUGGUAAAGGCAAUGGUGUUCUUUGGCAUCAGGCAGCAAGUGUCGCACAGGGAACUGUGUUGCCCGAAGGUGUCAUGAUAUUACUCCAGCUUUGUGUAAGCUGUCAGAUGCACUAUUAGAGCACUAGCGCAGGCUGAUAAGUAGGUGAACUUAUUUUAGUAAUAGAACAAGACAUUUUUUUUCUGUUUGAUCAAACUAUUUGCCGAAAGGAUGCAUUCUUGUUCCUUUAGAUUGCAGUUUUUCAUUUGAUUCUUCUUUUAUCUAUCGAUUACUUGUUUUCAAUGCAUUAGUUGAUCGUAUAGAAACUCCCAGCACGGUGUCAGAAACUUAUGUACGACCAAGAGAAUUAAGAAGGGCUGGUGCCCUUUGGUGUAGUACGAAUUAAAAUAUGUUCGUUAAGACUCCAAUCGCCAUACGGUUUGCUUAAUUGUAUUCCCCAUGAAAUUAGAGUCGCCGUCAGAUAAUAGUUUGUUUUUGGAUUUGACAAAUUUAGUUACCUAUUAUCGAGAGAUCCUUGUGACGAAGAUGUGGAAAAAAUAUGUUGCAAACUUGAAAAUACAAAAAAGCUAAGACGAUAGGUAAUCCAGUUAUUCUUAAACAGGCACCAAAAAGUGUUUAAAAAAACCACCUAAUUGUAAUAUUUAACAGCAACAAAAUGGAACAACCGGCAAUGUCUGCAGCAACAAAAAUCGUUAGAUAAGUUCCCAAAAAAAAUCCCAAAAAGCAUCAGAUAAAUGCAUAAUUUACACAUCGCAGUGGGAUAGGAAGAAAAGUGUAGGCAUCGUUGAGAACUAAGCGAAUAAACACAGAACAAACAGCACCAAAGGAUGCGUGUGUGAGGGAAAGGUGAGCUUAUCACAGAUUGGAAAAUAAUAACACUAGACGGAUCUGAAGUGCAAAACAAGCACCGAGAGGACAAUUAGGAGUAAAUAGUAGCGAACCAGAAGGAAAGAGAGAAUGAGCGAGAGAGUAAACUACAAACAGGAUUCAAAAAUAAGUAAUAAGAUUCAAAAUAAGUUCAACAGAGAAAACAAAACAAAAAUUAUAAAAGCCCAUAAAAUGUGAUUAUUUAUAUAUUUAUCGAGGAAGCAGUUUAGCGAUUAGAUUGAGUAGCGAUAGGUGGUCAAAGCAAGAUGCGUAGAAUUGUUAUGUGUCCGACUGUAAACCUAUGAGUUACAAUUAUUUUAUUUACAGCCAACGUAAACUUAAACUUGAUAAAGAAAACAGUUAGGGCAGUGCACAUUGUUUAGAUCAUGAGAGUGAGAAAAAACAGAUCUAAUUUUUGAGUGAAAAAUACCGAGCCCGGGAGGUAUAAAGAAAGAGAGAUAGAGACAGACAAAGAAAGAGAGAGCGGAAGAGAGUGAGAGAAGUGGGAGUAAGAUAAACAAGUAUGUUGCAGUGCAGUGAUCCACGUUAUGCGAAUAACACCGAAGGAAAAACAUGUUUCAGUGGAAGAUUUGUCGUUUAUGAAACGUCUUACAAAGUGGUGAAGAAAAGCAUAAGAAGUCAUAAAAACGAAAUAGAGAUAAUAAAAAACGAAAAGUGAGAAAACUUAUAAACA
Molecule: messenger RNA, 8373 nt
Organism: Anopheles cruzii
Lineage: Eukaryota; Metazoa; Arthropoda; Insecta; Diptera; Culicidae
Gene: rudhira
Exons: 8
Coding region: 64-5880 (1938 amino acids)
Biological process (GO): autophagy; response to starvation
Cellular component (GO): cytoplasm
Molecular function (GO): protein binding
Source: RefSeq, a predicted model, not a curated record